This is a messenger RNA of Notothenia coriiceps (black rockcod), 1550 nucleotides long. RefSeq names its product integrator complex subunit 7-like. Lineage: Eukaryota; Metazoa; Chordata; Actinopteri; Perciformes; Nototheniidae. Gene Ontology annotation, cellular component: integrator complex. Gene Ontology annotation, biological process: snRNA 3'-end processing. The transcript has 12 exons. Bases 87 to 1550 code for a protein of 487 amino acids. The record is from RefSeq and is a predicted model, not a curated record.
GUGUACUCUCGGUCUGUACAAUGAAAUGCUAACGGCCCAUUGGUGCUUUCAAUCCUCUUUUUAUUAUUGAAUAAAACUUAACAAAAAUGUCGCUUUCUAUUGCACGCACCUUCCUAUCAGAGGCUUGUUAUGGCGAACAAGAACUCGAUGCUAAUUCCGCUCUCAUGGAGCUGGACAAAGGGCUGCGGUCGACAAAGCUGGGAGAGCAGUGUGAGGCUGUGGUGCUUUUUCCCAAACUCUUCCAGAAAUACCCUUUUCCCAUCCUCAUCAACUCUGCAUUUCUGAAGCUGGCAGACAUCUUCAGACUCGGGAACAAUUUUCUGCGUCUCUGUGUGCUGAAAGUGACUCAACAGAGCGAGAAACAUCUUGAAAAGAUCCUCAAUGUGGACGAAUUUGUCAAAAGGGUGUUUUCAGUCAUCCACAGCAACGACCCUGUGGCCCGAGCCAUCACUCUGAGGAUGCUCGGUAGUUUGGCCUCCAUCAUCCCGGACAGGAAGAAUGCCCACCACAGUAUUCGCCAAAGUCUGGACUCUCAUGACAAUGUAGAAGUGGAGGCUGCCAUAUAUGCUGCUGCAAGCUUCUCAGCACAGUCAAAAGACUUUGCAGCGGGGAUUUGCAACAAAGUCAGUGAGAUGAUUCAAGCUUUAGACACCCCGGUGGACCUGAAGCUGAAGCUGAUCCCGAUGCUGCAGCACAUGCAUCACGACGCCAGCCUGGCCUCCAGCAGCAGAGAGCUGCUGCAGCACCUGGUCAGCUCCUACCCCUCCACCCCCAUGGUCAUCGUCACCCUGCACACCUUCACCCAGCUCGCUGCCUCCUCCCUCAUCGAUAUCCCAAAGCAGUUGCAGCUCCUCCUUCAGUACCUUAAAGACGACCCACGAAAAGCUGUGAAGAGACUCGCCACUAAUGAUCUGAAGCUCCUGGCUAAAAAGGCUCCUCACCUUUGGAUCAGAGAGAACACUCAGACGCUGUGUGAGUGUGCCCUGAGCAGCCCUUACAACAGCCUGAAGCUGGGGAUGCUGGCCGUCCUCUCCACCCUCUCUGGAACCAUCGCACUCAAGCAGUACUUUCACAAUAUGACGGGUGGCUCUUCGGUUCCCCCCCGGCUCACAGACCUGGUUAAACUGGCACAAGAAUGCUGUUACCAUAGCAACCUGGCAGUGGCUGCUCAUGGGAUCGUAGUGCUCUCGAACAUCGCUAUUUCCUGUCCAGAAAAAGUUUCCCAAUACAAUGAAUUGAUCAAACUGUACGGUUGCAGGAGAACCAGGAGCAAAUCACAGCGGCGGCGGUCCAACUCCAGAAGCAGGAAGCGCUCCAAAAGCCCCCGCAGGAGACACACCGACUCCAGAGACCAAAGCAAGCGAUCUCCGAGCAGAUCACGGGAUAGAAAGAAAGACGAUUCAGGGAAAAGACGAUCCAAAACACCGCCUAAAAGUUACAGCACAACCAGGAGGUCACGCAGCGAGGAACGGAGACGCAGGAAAAGUCGCAGCAAGAGCCGAUCUCCUCCUAAAAAAAAGACUCCAUCUCCUCGACGGUUGGUAUUUUGA